Molecule: messenger RNA, 1829 nt
Organism: Synchiropus splendidus (mandarinfish)
Lineage: Eukaryota; Metazoa; Chordata; Actinopteri; Syngnathiformes; Callionymidae
Gene: dhrs11a
Product: dehydrogenase/reductase 11a
Exons: 7
Coding region: 233-1000 (255 amino acids)
Source: RefSeq, a predicted model, not a curated record
AAAAGUAGGCAGCGAGGCGUUGGUGGGAUCUGAUAUGGAGCUGAACUUAAGAAUUUGUGCCACUGUUCUUUUAAGUGCAGCGUAGUUUGAGAGGCCUCCGCUUAGAUCGACUCCACGUUAACAUUUGGUCAUAUCAUCGCCUGGUGUAUUCCACCGGUUUAGUGAGUGUAUGACCAGGAGUGGUGGCCGAGCUUGAGUUGGGUGCGCGGCUCCGGCGAGGACUGCGGCGGCGAUGGAGCGUUGGAGGGGCAGAGUGGCCCUGGUGACUGGAGCCUCAGUGGGCAUUGGAGCGGCGGUUGCCAGGGCUCUGGUCCAGCAGGGCAUGAAGGUGGUGGGAUGUGCGAGGAAUGUCGACAAGAUCGAGAAACUGGCUGCAGAGUGUCAGAGUGCGGGCUAUAAAGGCAUGCUGAUCCCCUACAAGUGUGACCUUUCCAAUGAGGAAGAAAUUCUCUCCAUGUUUUCCGCCAUCAAGACCUUACAAAAGGGUGUGGAUGUCUGCAUUAACAACGCCGGCCUGGCACACACUGAACCCUUACUAAGUGGGACAACAGAAGGCUGGAGGGACAUGAUAAAUGUAAAUGUGCUAGCCCUCUCUAUCUGUACCCGGGAGGCGUAUAAAUCCAUGAGAGAAAGGAAUGUGGAUGAUGGUCACAUUAUCAACAUUAACAGCAUGUGUGGACAUCGAGUCAUCCCUAAUUCUGAUGUUCAUUUUUACUCUGCCACUAAGUACGCCGUGACCGCACUGACUGAGGGACUGCGACAAGAGCUGCAAGAAGCAAAGACACACAUCAGAGCCACAUGUAUAUCACCUGGGAUAGUAGAAACUGAGUUUGCCUUUCGGCUCCACAAAAAUGAUCCAGAGAAAGCAGCUGCUGUGUAUGAAAACAUGAAGUGCUUGAAAGCGGAAGACGUAGCCAGUGCUGUCACUUACGUCCUUAGCACCCCGGCCCAUGUGCAGAUUGGGGAUUUGCAGAUGAGGCCAGUGGAGCAGAUGUCGUAGAAGAGUGGAUUCUGCAGGAAGCAAACACAGCUACUACGUUGACCAAUUAGUGACCUCUGCUGUUAAGGGUGGUAGGGAGCCGAACUUAACAAAUUGACGACAAUAGUUAUCAUGGGUCAAGCCCUGAAGGCAACAGAGUUGGGAAAUGAAGUGGAUGUUGGGCACCACUCUGAAACACUACUGGACUUAGUUUUGCGUUAUUUUGUUUUGUUUUUUCCUCACUAGAUUGUUGACCACUUCGUACUGAGCCAACUGUGAAGCUACGAUAGAAUCAAAAAGCAAAGGAGUGUGUCAUGUUGUAUCUCAUGAUCUUUCUGUCUCUCUUGUUCUUUUUUUUUUAAACAUUUUAAAAUUGUCACAUCGACUUGGUCCAUACUGUAGUUUCAUAAAUGCCAAUCAUAGAUGAUACUCUAAUUCAGCCUACCUAACCACCUGUACAGUAUCUGUCCAUGUUGACUGUGUACUAUCGCAAACAUUGUACUAGCAAUGACCUGGAAGGUAUGACAUGAUUUAUUAUUAUUAUUAUUAUCAUUCUUUUAGUACUUGUGGUUACAUUUGGUCUCCGCUGUUGCUGUUAAUUCUGCACUUUAAAUUCGUGGGAGGUAAUUGAAUUGGCAAACUUCAACUAAGAUUGUACCUUAGAAAAUGUAAUCUUCUCACCGGAAAGGAAUCGAAGUAUUACCAAUGACAUGUUGAUGUAGCAAGUUGGAGGCUCUGGAAGUUUGUGUUCAACCUCACUUGGCUUCAAUCAAGAUCUGUGUGACCUUUUAACCAUCAGUCAAUCACUUUUAUUGCCCAUACCCUAUUGUUUUUCGUCAAAUAAAUGAUU